GAUCGCCAUCGUUUUGUUUUUACGUUGCAGGAAAAAUGGCCGACGAUAUCCGUGCAAAAAUCGAGAACUACAAGACCGCUCCUUUCGAUGCGCGGUUCCCCAACCAGAACCAGACCAAACACUGCUACCAGAAUUACCUGGAUUACCACCGCUGCCAGAAAUCCUUGACCAGCAAAGGGAGAGACCCUUACCCCUGCGAGUGGUACUCCAAGGUGUAUAAGACCAUGUGCCUGAACUCGUGGGUGGAGAGGUGGGAUGAGCAGAGAGAGAACGGUACAUUCGCGGGCAAAAUAUAAGUGACUCCCCUUUCCGGUCAGAAAUGAACUGUUCUGGAUAAUACCGAAGGAUCCUCCAAGCUUGAAUCAAGUCUCCACGUCGGGAAUUUCUGCUGGACUUUGUCCAUAUGUAACCGCGUGUCUGUUCUGUAACGGGUCACGUGGCGUACCCCUUUAUACGUCAAUAAAACAUGAAAAACUAA
Messenger RNA from Spea bombifrons (plains spadefoot toad), 478 nucleotides. Its product is annotated as cytochrome c oxidase subunit 6B1-like. Bases 36 to 296 code for a protein of 86 amino acids. Gene Ontology annotation, cellular component: mitochondrion; respiratory chain complex IV. The transcript is spliced from 3 exons. NCBI's taxonomy places the organism in Eukaryota, Metazoa, Chordata, Amphibia, Anura, Pelobatidae. The record is from RefSeq and is a predicted model, not a curated record.